Fusarium odoratissimum NRRL 54006 is the source of this 2229-nucleotide messenger RNA. RefSeq lists its product as uncharacterized. Lineage: Eukaryota; Fungi; Ascomycota; Sordariomycetes; Hypocreales; Nectriaceae. The transcript has a single exon. The record is from RefSeq and is a predicted model, not a curated record. The coding region runs from base 746 to 1177 and encodes 143 amino acids.
GUCCUAGUCGUGGAUCCUUACAUCCCUGCAUUGACCAAUAGCUUGGGGGUAGUGCAUUUCUAUGGGGUAAUUUUUACAUACUAAAAACUCUAGACAAUCCAGGAACACAAUUUGGUAAAAAUCUGGGGGGACCGCGUGACAGCGCCAUUUCUCUGGGCAAGGAACAGCUUUGGAUCACACGCACAGUGGUUGCCGUUAACUGCAAAGCGUAAUUGACCAAGAAUGUCAGGAGACGAGAAGAAGCUCUGACUUUUUUGCCUUCAAGUUCCUAGACUGGCGGAGUAUUAGCUCGUUGGGUCAUCAAGUCUCCUGUUUGGCGGCUAUGGGUUGAGGGAGUGGCGGGUAUUGACAUGACGAUCUAAAAUGCGGGGAGAAGCGAAGGAACAAGAGAGAAAAGAAGGAAGAAAAAAAUCUAAAGAUGGGUCCAUUUGUGGGGUGAGCUCAAAAGUAUCAGGAAUUGCGUUGUUGUGCUGUGUUUGUUUGGCUUGGCUUGGCUGAAGGUAGGUCACCUUGUCCAAGGCAAGGUUGUGCUGUGGCCCCCUUGAAUAAGCUUGAGUCGUGGUAUAACUACCCAAGCUCUUCCCAUCGUGACAACCUCUCUCUCUCUUCCCAAGCUCUACUUACUCUUGACGAUCCAAUCUACAACUUGACAUUGAAUCAAUUAUAUCCUCUUCUCAUCCUCAACACUGAGAAAUCAUCACAACGUACAACCCACCUCACUUACACAACCACAACCAGAACCACAAUGCCCAGCUACAUCCUCACUGAGCCCUCUCCCUCCACAAACGUCUUCGUACGUUCGGGCCGCGGCGGCUACGGCAACAUCUCUCGUGCCUCAAAAGACACAACAUCCUCCUCAACCCGCACCGUCGUGACCCCCAGCACAACCCCAAAAACCACAACUACUACUACCCCCUCACGCCGCUUCUUCAGCGGCAUCGGCGGAGCUGGCAACGUCCACCGCGCAAGCGAGCAACCCUCUGUGUCUCUUGACGACGAGUACGACCGCAUUGCCGCCCGUGACCAAAUGGCAGCUGGACAUGUCGGCAUUGGCGGCGCCGGCAAUGUGUUCCAUCGCAAGGAUAGCGAUGCCGGCUCUGAUGCUAGCGACAGCAGCUCUAUGAGCUCCAAGACGAAGCUGUGGGCUCGUGUUAGCAGCACUUUCAGCCGGGACUGAACAACAAAACAUAGGAAAAGAACGAUUGAGGGUGUUUGUACGAAAAGAUAUGAAUUAGCGACUGGCGUUGAUGGGAUUUGAUAUUUGGACGAAAAUAUGGCGGGGACCUCAGAGCAAAUGGGUUGACGAUAUACCCCGGAUGUACGGUUGGCACUGACAAUUGAGAGGGGCGAUAUGAAACUGCCCUUCUACUCUUGCUUUGCCUGUAUGAUGCUUGUUUCUGGUGAAGAUUUAUAUACCCCCGAGCGCAGCUCUUUUCUAUUAUAGAAGCAUUAUUACUUAUUACUCAUUUACUCCUUACCCCUGUGACUUGUAUGUAUGUCCUCAGGGUGCAAGACUUCACUUCUGUCGUUAAAUCAGGGUGCGAAAAUAAAAUGGUCUAAAGGCUUGUUAAGAUAUACUAAACUUACCUAAGUCUUUUCAUAACUUAGACCAGAAGUCCUAAAUUUUCUUGCCUCCCCUUAUAUAUCUCAUGAUGCUCAGAGACAGAGACUCUUUGGUUGAGAGAACGACUUCACAAAGCUAAGCACAAUCUCAACACAUCAGGGUAUCAUUAGGCUUCCUCUAUCUGGCAAAGGUUGUCUACAACUGCACUGGUGUCUCCACACACACCAAACAGCACUAAAUCUUCCAUUCCAUGCAAGGCUUCUGCAUCGCUCUAUCAACAACAGCAGCGCGUCAAAGGGGGUUGGUUUGGGUUGUGAGGGCUUGCGAUCACAAAGGUCAAGGUCAUCUCGAUCAUAAAGGUCCAGACGGCGGAAAAAUCAGUGUCGAUGAGCUCAGGCAUGUUCAUGUCCGAUUAUUUCGUCGUUAUGGCUGCAUCACAAAGAUGCGAAGUCAAAGGGUGACACGCAUAUGUACGUCGUUCUUACGUGAACUUGGUAUGGAUAAUGUCGGGGUUCUCGUGCCAGUCAUCAAUGCUCACCCACAUCUGUCACACAUUAGUAUAGUAAUGAAAGGUAUCACGAUAAAAUCACUGACCUUUCGGAAAGUACUCAAUCCAGCAAGAAUACUGCCUCCAAUCCAGGUAGAGUACUUUCUCUCUGGUGGCG